This is a messenger RNA of Musca domestica (house fly), 16194 nucleotides long. RefSeq names its product sodium/potassium-transporting ATPase subunit beta-1-interacting protein (gene NKAIN). NCBI's taxonomy places the organism in Eukaryota, Metazoa, Arthropoda, Insecta, Diptera, Muscidae. The record is from RefSeq and is a predicted model, not a curated record. The transcript is spliced from 7 exons. The coding region runs from base 951 to 4118 and encodes 1055 amino acids. Gene Ontology annotation, biological process: regulation of sodium ion transport.
AUCUCAAUCUGAGAGAUAUGAUUUGUGGCAGCAAUUAACGAGUAAAAGCCGAAGAAAGGUGUUGUACGCGCGUUGUUAACGGUAGUCGAACGGAAGAAGAAAAAGUGUCGCUGUUGUGUGUGUGUUUGUUAGAUAAAAAUAAUAACAACAACAAAAAUAAUUUCAAAAUAUUAAAAAAUAUAUAUAUUUAUGCGAUGGCAUAAAUGCAAAUCCCUCCAUAGUAAUUGUUAUUAAAUGAAAUUAUGAGAAAAUAGCAAAAAAAAAUAUGCGAAUGUGUCAUUUUCUAAACUAAAUCGAGAAGAAAAAUAAGAAUUUUCUUCGUUAACAAAUUGUUUUUUGUUGCAUUGUUGUUUGUAUUCAAUUAUAAAAUCAAUAACAACAAAUACGCAGCAGUUGCAAUUUUUGUGCUACAACGAAAAAAGGCAACCGAUCGAACAACAACAUAAGAACAAGAAACUUGUUUUCUUCUUUUCCAUUCCGCGCUCUCUAUCUCUUUCCCUCUCUGGAAGUUACCAUAAAGUAAAACCUGUCUCUCUCUCAUAGUCUCUUGUCAUCGACAACAACGGCAACUAGCAAUAACCCGUUCGUUGCUGCUCUGUUGUGUCAGUGAAAUAAAAGGAGUUCAACGAAACCGGAAAUACCCUUGAAUUGAAAACAAAAACAACAAAGCGUCGUCGUUCAUCAUUUAAAUGAACGAACGAAAGUUAUUCGUUUGCAAGGCUAGUUAGUUGUCGAAGAAAAAUCCUUUGUUCGAAAAAGAAAAAAUCAAAAAAUAAGAAAAAAUCAAAUUAAAAAUUAGAAUUGUUUUAACACAAAUUGUGAAAUUCGCUUGGGAGGAAAGAGAAGAGUUUUUUCUUUGCGUUUUUUAGCUGGCUAAAAAACAACCAUCAUCCAUCCGGUGGACCAACCAACUUUCUUUUUGACAUUCGUAUGUUUUAAACAAUUAUGUCAUGGGAUCUUGUACAAGGCGACACUUUUUACUGUCAACAUGCUUUCUUCAAAUGAUAACCAUAAUCGAACGCCAAGUAUUCGAUUUCCUCGGAUACAUGUGGGCGCCAAUAUUUGUUAAUUUCUUUCAUAUUCUAUUUAUAAUAUUUGGAUUUUAUGGAGCAUAUCAUUUUAGAAUAAAAUAUAUCAUCACAUAUUUAAUAUGGAAUUUUCUGUGGAUUGGCUGGAAUGCAUUUUUAAUCUGUUUCUAUUUAAAUGUCGGGACAUUGGAUAGAGAUAGCGAUUUACUGAAUUUGGGUACCGGUAGUGUAUCCUGGUUCGAGGUGAAUGGCUAUGGCUGUAAACCAACGUACAAUACAAAUAUUACCUCAGAGGACCCGUUUCGUCCCAUACGACCGGAACGAGUGGACGAUUGUCUGUUGACCUAUGACAUUGUUGAGGUUGUCCACUCGGGAGUGCAGUGUAUAUUAGCGUUCUUUGGUAUUUUGGGAGCGAUUUUGAUCAGCUACAUAUUCCUAGAUGAAGAUGACAGAUUCGAUUUCAUGAAUGGAGAUGCCAAAAGCCCCCAGCACACGGUCGUCCAUCCAAUGUACGUGAGCUAUACCAGUAUACCAACCUCAGCAAGUGCAACAAUGCUCUCAAACAAGCAUCAUCACCACCACCAACACUCGCUCCACCAUUCGCUCAGUAACAGUAACCAUCAUCUCAGUAACAGUUCUCAUGCAUUGGCAACAACAGCAACUACUACUCCUACUACUACCAUAAAUAAUACCAAUACAGCCACACCAAGCGCUGCAAAAAAACAAUUUCGAUCAUCAAUUUCUUCCAAUUCUCAGCAUCAUCAUCAUCAGCAACUCUCAUCCCUGCAUAGACAAUUUAGUAAUAGUAGCCAAACGAAUGCCGUCGCUGCGGCUGCUGCUGCUGCCGCUCAUGGCCCGAAUGCAACUAGCAACAACAAUCUUUUAUUACUUACUAACAAUUUUAGCAACAACAACAACAGCAACAGCAAGAACAAUAGCCAUAGUAACAGUAACCGCCAUAAUGCCACAGCAACAGCAACAACAAACAGCAACACAUUCUUAAUACACACACACAAAAGUAAUCGGAGCAAUCCGAACACCAGUCAAUACAAUCUGAACAAUAAGGGUCUAAUAAUGGGCGGAGGAGGGGGAGGACCAGGCUCCGGUCCAACCAUGGAUGGCCAUCUUGGCAGCUAUAAUGGUAGCCUGCUCAGUAACAGUAGUCAAUAUCAACAAUUUAACAAUGGACCGAUCAUGGGUUCAGGUCGACGCAGCCGUCAGCCCCUGGACCUGUCGCCCAUGUCCACUAGUUACAACACCCGUAGUUAUUCCACUAACAAUAGUAAUGCCAGUAACAGUAUGCUUUAUAGUCCUAAACAGGCUCGCAAAAUGAGUCCCCUAACCUCGAAUAGUAUUUUCCCGGCCAACACGGCCACGGCCAUUGAUUUGGUGCAGAAGCAAACGGGCGGGGGAGGGGUAAGUUAUUAUGAUGACAGUACCGCCAAGGCGGAUCAUCAAUUUUAUGUGAAUGGGGGUGGUGGGUCGAGACGUCAUAUGUUAAUUGGCGGAGCAUCGGUUUCCACGCCCACUCAGGAUACCACACCCUCGCUGUCGUAUGCCUCGUUACAGAAUUCCAAUCAAAAUUUGAACUCCAGUUUGAAACAUCAUGGCGGUGGGGGAGGAGGUCUUGGCUCUGGCAUGAACACCUCCUUGAGUAACAGUAAUUACAGUCUAACCAACAGCCUGAACAACAACCAUCCACCCUCGCCCGCCCCCUCUGCCUUGGGUGGGGGCUCGAACAGUGGCCGUUUUGCUCGCAUACAUUCCAAACCGAAACCGCCCAAGUCCUCUAGCUAUUCCAACUUUGGCAAUGCCACCAAUCUAAUGACACCCAAUGGCAACUCUUCUUCGUCGGCAGCUCAACCCCAGACGGCAGUUGCCCGCAACCAGGCCUAUACAGAACGUCCCUUGUCCUCGAGUAAUUUCGAUGAGACCUUUGAGGAUGAUAAUUUCUCCAUGCAAAAUCUCAAGCCGGACGAUGACAUAACCUAUGUGCCGUUUGGAAAACCCACUCCGGGUUCAUAUUUUGUUAACAAGGAAAACAACAACUUAACUUCCUAUCCGGCUGGUGACAAUUCGGGAUCCAGUCCCAAUAACAAUAAUCCACAAUUUUUGAAUGGCUCAUCGCCGCCCAUGGCCUUGGAGGGUGGUGGUAUUCUUCUCGAAAAGGGUGCCAUUUUACAUCCCCAUCCUGACAUGAAUCCGGCUCAGCGGGUUAUAUAUCAACAAAAUGGUUUGCCAUUCCAUCCGGCCUACUCUCCGGUACCAUAUAGGCAGAAUUCGGCCUGCUCUCAGCAGCAGCCGCAGCCGGGUCCACCCAGACCCACAAAUAUCCCCCUGCCUAUUGUGCCGGCCUCGUAUAAUCACCACUGUACAGAUAUGAUUUCGCCCUCCGAGGUGACACCACCUCCGCCGCCACAGCCAAGGCCCCACAUUUUCCAACCGCGCACAGGCACUGCCCCCUACCCAGAUCUCUCACCCGAUGUAACCGAACGUUAUGCCAUGCCCACACAAUAUAUACCCAGGUCACCGGUAGCUUCACGCAUUGCCCGCCGGCAAAGGCAGCAACAACAACAGAACCAUCAACAACAAAAUCAUCAUCAUCACAACAACUCCUCUUCGACGGAUCGAUCUCAUAAUAUAUCGGCGAAUUUUUGUGAUCAAAUUAGGGAUACACCACCGGGUUAUAGGAUACACAAGGGUGUGGCCAUCAAAGCAACGAAGGCUAAUGAACCGGGGGUUGCGGCCAGGCAAUCACCUGGCCCUGCCAUUGUCAGGGCCCGAAGUCAUGAUCGCCUGUCGGAUUCUCAUAAUAAUAAAAAUUUAGAAAAUAACACAAAUGAAAAAGUGAGUAAUGGUGGCAGUGGAGGGGCUGGAGGUUCAUUUAAGAAUCGUGACAACGCCCAGGUAGCUGCCCAACAGGGCUCAAACAUAUCCAAAGAAAUGGCACCACAUGUCAAUCGCCGUAGUGGCCGUCGUGGUGAAUUGCCCAAGGCCCGUCCCAGAUCCUAUUGUAAUUCAAUGUCAGGUGGUGAGGGUGUCAUAAGGGGUAAUAUUGCCUCCGAUCGGAAAAUGGGUUAUGCUGCCUAAGGCGUUGGAGAGAAGGGGUUGUAGGGAGAGAGAUAGAGAGGAAGUUUUUGAGAAGAAGAACGUGGGAAUGUUGAAAGAAUAGGGGUGUGAGAAUUUUAAAGUUGUAUCCGUAAAUGAAAGAGAGAAAAAGAGGAUAAAAUUGAGUUCUAAUAAGAGAGUAAGUUAAUUGGGGUGAGAGAGAGAGAGGGGUAGAAAGAGAUUAAAAAUAAUGUGCCAUAUUUUGAGAUAAAUUUGAUUUUUUUAUUAGAAAACCCUCCAAGGAAAGAACAAAGAUUGAUCGAUAAUUAAAAAAAUAAGAAAUACAAAGGGUUACCCUUCUCUCAUCUACUUUUUACCGUUUAAACAAUAUUAGAAGUUUGAGUUUGAGAUAUCAUUUUCUAACUUAUUAUUUUUAUUACCCCGUUGCUCAAAAUCGUUCGUUUAGCAGUGGUUGUAAUAGAGUACCCAGCGAACCAAACUGUACGAGUUCGGUUCAAUUUCUUUCUGAAAAUUGUAUGGAUUGUAUGGUUGAUAUUUUCUUGGACCAAGGACAUUAAUGGGAAAUUCAGAAGUAACAUUGCUUCGAAUGUAAUGUCGUGAGCAUUUCCAACAAUCACACAUGUAGAAGAGAAAAAAUCUCUACAACAAGAGAGAAAAUCUCCCAGAUAACUGGCAUAGAAUUCUGAUAUGAGUCGGCCAGAUGGGUCUGACAAAAUUUCAGACUUUGAGAAGACAUGUCGGACGUCCAACACUUAGUUCGCUGGGCAGAUGAAAAAAAGUAACAACAAUCAUGGACAAUUUCUUAAUCAAUUUUCAAAAAAUGCUCUGCAAUUCUAGCAAUACUUUAUAUUCUCCACAUGACUUAGGUAAACUUUUAAAAUUGAUAAUUUUCAUUUUGUUUUCAAAACGUUGACCAUGCCGGUUCCUAAUCCUCAGAUCUUGCACUGAAUAUUAGAUACAUCAGGAAUUUUAAAUCUCAAAUAGGCCGUUGUUUUUGAAUAACCUCCAAAACUAGAUAUCCCUCUGCACCCAUUUGUAUGCCAACGACUCAAAUUGACAGUGACUAUUUUAUUUGGCAUCAGGGUGAUAUUUCUAUAUUUUGAAGAGAAAAAAACGGACUGGAAGAACUUUUUUAAUUCCGCUCAAAUAAAAUUAAUUUCAUAUAUCAUGGCAUGGCAAAAUCUUUGGUUUCUAGGUUUAAAACUAUUAGAAAUUGCAAAUCUACGGUACUGAAGUUGAAACGAUUUUGGGUCUUGAGUUAUGCCUAACUCCAAACCAGCUUCUCUCAAAUACUUCGGCUAAAUAAUGUUUUACUAAUAAAGCUAUAUUGUAGUUUUCCAAUUUCAAAAUGCCCUUUUUCCGAAAUUGUUCAGUUUCUUUAGCUUGUAGCUGGCUUUUCCAAGACCUAGUCGAAGCUUAAAAUAUUUUUGUGCUUUAGAUUUGUUUUUAUUUUCUUUUUUGAUUUUUGUACUUAUAAAUAUAUUUUGUUAUACAUUUUGUUAUUUGUUUAUUCUUGUAUUUAUUUGUUAUUGAAAAUAUUCUUCAAUUAUCUACGUGCCAUAUAAAGAUACAAAAAAAUAGAGGAAACCCUAACAAUUCCUAGAAAAAUAUUAAGAAUACAACUCAAAAACCUACCAUGCGCGACAUCUAGAUUUCAUGAAUAAAAUCGUUUAUAUCAUUGGAAAGUCUUAAGUUGGGCGCCAUUCAUGGAUUUCUAAUUUAUCAUAAUACGAAAAAGCUUUUUUUGUAACUUUUUCAGAAUAUGAUAUAUUAAAGAUCCACGUAAUGUUUGUAUUUAAAAAUAAAGGAAACCCGAAAAAAAUGGAGGAAACUCUAAAAAUCCCUAGAACAUUGUGAAGACUCCUAUUCAAAAAGCAGUUAUGCGCGACAUCUAAAUUUCAGAGAAUAAAUUACCAUUUUUCAUUGGGAAGCCUUAAGUUGGGCGCCAUUCAUGAAUUUUAGUCUGAAAAAGAUUUUUUUGUAAGUUUUUCUGACCAUGAUAGAUUAAAGAUCUACGUUAUGUUUUCUUAUGAAUGGCUGUCCUUGGUGGGAUCCACAGACCUGAUCGUGACCCAAUUAAUAUACUGAAAAAAAAAAAAUAGAAUCUUGCAUAGGUCGCCAAUUGUGAAUUUAUACAAAUUAGUCGACAAUCCAUGCGAUUCCAUUAGAUUUUUUUAUGAAGAUUGAUGGAUCGUAUUAUUUGCAGCUAUUCAAGGCACCAAAGAACUGUAGCGCCACUUACAUUUCACAAAGGCAUUUUCAAGCAGUAUCUGAUGUUCGGUACCAAUUAUUAUUGUUGUGGAGUGCAAAUUUCCCAUGUUAGGGACUAAAACCCCAAAAUCAGAUGAAACAUAUUUAUGGAAGCUAUAAAUUUAUCUGAACCGAUUUUAACCAAAAUUUGGAGCACUUGAUUUUAGAAUAAAUUAAUGAGGAAUUGCCAAAACUCAGAUUAUUUGGGCUGAAUUAGCCACUUGGUGCACCAAAAACCUGAAAUCGGAUAAAGAUAUAUAUGGAAGCCAUAUGGAAAUCUGAACCGAUGUUGACAACAUUUAAAACAUUUAUUCUGAACUGUAUCUCAUAUCUGGUACCAAAGAUUAUUGUUGUGGAGUACAUAUUAUACAUGAGAGGAACCUAAAAUCCCAAAUCUAAUGAAACAUAUAUGUAUAUGGGAGCUAUAGCUAUAUCUGAACCGAUUUGAUGUACCUGCUUCUUCACAGAAUUCGUUGGGAUGUGGCAAAACUCAGGUCUUUUGGACAUAUAUUGUCCAUUUGGUGCACAAUUAACCGGUUGAGGAUAUAUACGGGAGCUAUAUCGAAAUCUGAACCGAUCUUGAUAAAAUUUUCAACAUUUAUUUCUGAGCUGUAUCUGGUAUCUGGUACAAAAGAUUAUUGUUGUGGAGAGCAUAUUACGCACAAAUCGGAUGAAACAUAUAUAUGGGAGUUAUACCUAUAUCCGAACCGAUUUUCAGCAAAUUUGAUGUACUUGUUUUGAGGAUGAAAAAAGUCGUAAUUGCCAAAAUUCAGUCCGGCUGAUAUUAGCCAUUUGUGUGCAAUAAAUCUGAUAUCGGAUAAAGAUAUAUAUAUAUAGCGGCUAUAUCCUAAUCUGGCUCUAUCUCGAUAAAAUUUUACAGAGGUAUUUUUGAGCUACAUAAGUUAUUUGGGACCAAAUUUCAUUCUUGUAGGGUGCAUGUUACGGAUGUGAUUAACUUAAAACCCCAAAUCGGAUGAAACAUAUGUAUGGGGGCUAAAGCUAUAUCUGAAGCGAUUUUCAAAAUUUGAAGUACUUGUUUCUGGGAUGAAUUAACUCGGUAUUGCCAAAAUUCAGGUCAUUUGGACUAAUAUUGGCCAUUUGGUGCAAUAUACCUUAUAUCGGAUAAAGAUAUACAUGGGAGCCAUAUCCUAAUCUGAUCCGAUCUCGAUAAAAUGUGACAGAGGUAUUUUUGAGGUCCAUAAGCUAUCUGUACAAAUAUCAUUCUUGUGGAGGGCAUAUUAUGCAUGUAAGGGAUUUAAAACCCCAAAAUCGGAUGAAACAUAUAUAUGUUAGCUAAAGCUAUAUCUGAACCGAUUUUCACCAAAUUUGAUGUACUUGCUUCUAGACUAAAUUCGGUCGAAUGUGCCAAAAUUCAGGUCUUUUGGACUGAUAUUUGCCAUUUGGUGCACAAUUAAUCCGAAGUCGGUUCGAGAUAUAUGUGGGAGUUAUAUCUACAUAAUUUCAAUAGGGUUAGUCCUUGGGACAGACAAGUAUUGAUUGGAAAAUUUCAUCUCAAUCGUAUAAAAAAUGCAGCCUGCAUUUUGUUCACAAAACUACAUGAACGGACAGACUGACAUACAUAAAUCGACUCAGAAAGUGAAGAUCCUCAAAAGUAACUAUGGAUCUAUCUCGCUUCCUUCUCCAUGUUACAAACAAAUGCACAAAGACCUAAUAGGGUAUGAUAUGUGGUGUAGGCUAUUAACGGGACCUCGUCGUUGUCAGUCUGUAGAUAGUUCGGUUACUUUUUAAGGGACUAAUAAGUAAAAAAGUUGUAAGUUCUGCCGGGCCGAACUUUGAAUGCCCUCCACCAUUUAAAACGAAUUUGGCAAUUUUCGAAAAAAAAAAAAUCAGUUAAAAAUUCCGUUAAAAUCUUAAAAAUACCGAAUGUAGCCGUUAUACUAUGGUCUAUACGACGACGUGGACCUGCAUAUGCAAGUUUUGUCAUAAGCCAUUACAAUAUUUAAAUACGAACUUGAAAAAAAUUGGUGAAUAAUGUAGCUAAAAUCAUCACAAUACCAAAUAUCAGAAAGUGCCGUUAUAUGGGGGCUAUAGGAAGAUGUGGACCUGCACAGACAAUUUUCUGUCUUAGGCUGUGGUAUCCAUUGCGAACUUCAAAUACCAAAUUUGAAACAUUUCCGGUGAUUAAUGUAGCUAAAAUCAUCAGAAUACCGAAUAUCGGGGCGUACCGUUAUUUGAAGACGUGGACCUGCACAGACAAUUUUCUGCCUUAGGCUGUAGUAUUCUUCAAAUACCAAAUACCAAAUUUGAAACAAUUUCGGUUAAUAAUGCCGCAUAAAUCACCGAAAUACCGAAAAUAGGGAGGUACAAUUGUAUGGGGGCUAUACGAAGGCGUGGACCUACAUGGUCCAUUUUCAAUACCAAAAGUCCUGCAGACAUAAUAUACAUUUGAGUAAAAUUUUAUUAACCUAUUUAAUUUAGUUCUGAGGCUAGAGUGAUUUCCACAGACGGGUAGACGGACGGACAUCGCUAAAUCGACAUAGAAUUUUAUGCUGAUCAGGAAUGUAUAUAUAUACUUUGUGGGGUCUAAAGUGUAUAUUUCGAGGUUUUACAAAUGCAAUGACAAACUUAGUAUACCCUUCAUACUAUGGUGGAGAGUAUAAACAAUGAUUUAUAACUAGUUCUGCAGUUCCUAGUUCUGCAGUUCCUUUAGUGAAUCGUUCAAUUGGGAAACGGAACAACCCCUAGUUCUAAUUGUUAGGGUUAUUGGGUAUUCGCUCCCCGAAUUUAUGGAUACAACUUUAUAUUUAUUUAAAGUUAUAAAAAAAUUAUAAACAAACAUUUGUUUUAGCCCUGCCCAAGGAUGGAGUUGUUGAUGAUGAUGACGAUGAUGAUAUAAAAAUAAAUAAAAAAAAUUAAAAUUUAAUAACUUUAAAUCCAAAAAAUAACAGCUUUUGUAAAUACAAUUAAAAAAAAGAACUAUAGAAAAGAAACCCAAAAACUCCCUUCAUCAGCCAUCAUAAUUGUUAUGUCAUUUGUUUAAAUAAUCGAAUCAUCAUUGAAGCACUUUCUCAAUGUAUGUUCUAUGCUAAAACCAACAACUUAUACAAAGCAACAACAAAUGUUAACUGAAAAUCUAUAUCUGUAUUACUCCAAACUCCAAAAAAAAAAAAAAAAACAUAUUUUAGCCUCAUAGACUGCGAUUGCUGACACAUAUUGAAAGGAAAAAAGAAAGAAAACUUUAAACUAAGGUUUCAAGAAAAUCCAAAAAAAGAAAAGAAAGCCAAACAACUCCUUGUAUCAACGAUCUCUAGACUAAGAUGGGGAGAUCCAACAGCCGUCCCUCAAAUACCCUCCCUAAAUACUAGUAGAAACUUGUGUAAAGAUGAUGUCUGUCCUUAGUGUGAUCUGUGAGAGUCCGUGUCUGUCAGUUGUGGAACGGAACGACGGUGUACUGAGCCCCCCUUCCCCAACCCCCUCAGUUUUAGUUUACCUGCCACAGUGCUAUUGGGUGUGAGUACGUGUGUGACUAGUACUACCCGGAUCUGAUCCAGGGGAUAAUUAUGUUUAUAUAGAAUUUACUUGAUGAUGGCAAUGACUUGUCUCUCUUCAAAACAUACCCCCCUCCCCCCACAGUUGUGAAACUCUCUUUCCAAGAAAGCUGAGCGGAAAAACACUCCCAUAUUCUUUUUUUUAUCAAAUGUAUGUUUAGGAAAAAAAACAUCCCAAUGACAUUCAAACUGUGUGUAUAAAGAAGCUUUGUUGUAUAUUUUUUAUUUUUAAGUUUCCCAUAAAUGUUAUUUAUUUUAUUUUUUGUGUUAAUUUUUUAUAUAUAUUCCUAUACUCUAUUUUUAUUUCACCAGAAAAAUCAAACUACCAAAACCAGUUCUCUAUGUUGUUUGUGUACACUAAAAGAAAUAAAACGAAAAUUUAAGAGUGUGUUGAUGUUUGUUUAGCCUUUAAAAAUGUUUGUAUAUAUAAAUUUUUUUAUAUAUUUGCCCUCUCUAUAUAUAUACACAAUAACAAGUAAUAUUAAUGGAAAAAAAAAACUAUGUGUUCGUUGUUUAGAAGUGAAACAAACAGAAUUUUUGUCCAGUUGUAAUUUAAACGAAAUAUGUUAAUGUAUAUAUUUUUUGUAAUUUUUUUUUAAUAAGCCUAUUUCUUUGAGUAUUAUCCUUAAAUGGAAAUAACUACAAAUGAAAAUGUGCAAAUUUGAAAUAUAUUUUUUUAAGAACAAAAAUUAAAAAAAAUAAAGCCUUGAAAGAAAAAUGGAAAGUAUUCCCCCAUGAAAUCAGCCAGGAGACUUGAUGACAGAAAUAACUUUGUGGAUAAGUAAUAAAUGGUCUUUAAAGCUGGAAUUGGAAUCUUUUAAAAUUUUAAGAAACUGUUAUAUAGAAAAAAUCUGAAAAAAUAUGUAUAAUUGAAAACUAGAAAAAAGGCCCCCCACAUUCCUGGGAGAAUACUUGACAGAAAUGACUUUGUGGGUUUGGAAAAAUAUAGCACUCCGGUUUUGAGUAAGACUCAACCAAAAAUUCCAAAGGAAACCUUGAUGAUCCUAAAAGAAUCGAAUUAAAAAAAAAAAACAGAAGAAGAAGAAAUAAAGUUUUAAAAUGUCAUGUGACUUCGAUCUGCAAUGAAAACUGUUAAAAUGGAAAAAUAACUUGUUCUACUAAAAAUCCAAUUAUUAAAAUCAGGCUGGAGAUAUAGGGACCGAAACAGCUUUGUGAAUUAUAAAAAAAUGGUCCUUCGAGCUGGAUUAAAUAUAAGUAAAAUGUAUUAAAAACAAACAGUGAACUUUCCCCUUCAAUAUUUAAGCAUAAUUGGAGAAUUGAAAUUUAAUUGAGAAUAGAAAAAAAAAAAAAAAAUACAGAAAGAAAAGAAUUUUGUGAAAUUGAAAAAAUGGUUCUUCGAGCCAAUUCAAAGUAUACCUAAAAAGCCUGAACUAUUAAAAAAAAAACCUAGUUCUUUUAAGAAAUUCAAAUAUUGAAGUUAGACAUGUGAUAGAAACCGCUUUUGUGGAUUGGAGAUAAAUGGUACUUCGAGCUAGAUUAUAUAUCAAUUAAUUUUAGAAGUAACAAGUAAAAAGCUGUAAGUUCGGCCGGGCCGAUGCUAGAAUACCCUACACCAUUUGAAGGAAUUAGGCAUAUUUCAAAAAAAUAAAAUCCGUUAAAAAUUCUGUUACAAUAUUAAAAAUAUCUAUUGCCAUUAUAUUGGGGUCUAUACGAAGGGGUCUUGUCAUAAGCCAUUACAAUAUUCAAAUACGAAACUUGAAAAAAUCUGUUAAAUAAAGUAGCUAAAGUCAUCAAAAUAUCGAAUAUAUGGAUAUACCGUUAUGUAGGUUCCAUACGAAGGCCUGGACCUGCAUAGACAAUUUCCCGUUAGAGGCUGUAGUAGCUAUUAGGAACUUUAAAUACGAAAUCUUAAACUAUUUCGGGGAAUAUUGUACCCAAAAUCGUCAAAAUAUCGAAUAUAAGGAGGUACUGAUAUAUGGGGAAGACUUGGACCAGCAUAGACAAUUUUCUAUCAUAGACUGUAGUUCCCAUUACGAACUCUAAAUACGAAAUUUGAAACAGCUCCAGUCAAUAAUGUGGCUAAAAUCAUCAAAGACGUGGACUUGCAUAGGCAGCUUUUGUCAUAAGCCAUUAUAAUAUUUAAAUACAAAUCUUGAAAAAAUCCGUUAAAUAAUGUAGCUAAAAUCAUUAAAAUACCGAAUAUCGGGUGGUACCGUCAUAUGGGAGCUAUGCAAAAACUUGGACCUAUACAUACAAUGUUUCACUACCAAUUUUUAGACAAAUCCGUGGGAAAAUGUGGUAAAAAUCAUCAAAAUACCGAAUGUCGGGAGAUACCCUUAUAUGUGGCUAUACAAAAACGUGGACCUAUAUAUAAUAUGUUCCGCCACAGGAGCUAGAAUCCAAUAUGAACUACAAAUACCAAUUUGUAGACAUACCCCCUGAUAUUCGGUAUUUUGGUGAUUGUUGCCUAGUUUUUCAAUGGAAUUGUCUGAAAUUCUACAAAAAUAGUUCUUUGUGAGUACUUUACCCCCUGGCAGAGAAUUGGUAUAUAGGUAUAGGAUAUCGUAUAGCCCACAUAUAAAGAUACUUCCCGAUACUCUGUAUUUUGAUGAUUUUAACCACAUUUUCUAAUGGAAUUGUCUCCUUCUGAGUAUUUUAAGCCCUGGUGAGAGUGGUCCAUAUCGUAUAUCCGCUAUACGACGGUAGCCCCCGAUAUUCGUUAAUUUGAGGAUUUUAGCGAAAUUGUUUACAGGUAUUGCUUAAAUUUCGUAUUUAAAGGUCGUAUUGGGUAAUACAGCCUAUGACAAAAAUUGUAUAUGUAUACCGAACCCCGUCUUCGUAUUGCCCCAUACAACGCUUUUCCUUUGAGCGGUAUUUUUGGAAAGUUUUUAAGUUCCUUCAAAAUGCCGGAGGGUAUAAAAAGUUCCGCCCGGCUGAACUUUGCUGCGUUUUUACUUGUUUUUUUUUUUAUUUCCUAUUGGUUCAAACAUAACUUCAAUUAAUUUUUAUGUUAUCGUACGUGCCUCCCGAUAUUCGGUAUUUUCAUGAUUUUAGCGACGUUAUUCAAUUGAACUAUUUCAAAUUUCGUAUUUAAAGUUCGUAAGGGGUACUACAGCCUAUGACAAACAAUUUCGUAUGUAGGUUCACGUUUUCGUAUAUCCCCUAUAUAACGGGUUUCAUUUAAGUGGUAAAUUUCUGUAAAUAUUUUUGUGUGAAAGUUUUCAAGUUCCUUUUAAAUGGUGGAUGGUAUUAAAAGUUCGGCCCGACCGAACUUAGCUGGUUUUUUAGUUGUUGGUAUUAGAAAUUGAAUAGAAUAUAUCCUUUAUUCAAGUUCUGAACAAUUGUUACCUACGAUACAAAAUUGUCUUGCUAUUUUUGCCAUGGGACGAUGAGGAUUCAUUUUCAUUUCUUUCUAAGCUUAAAGGACCAAUUUGUUAGUGUUUGGAAAAUUAACAAUCGAAAAUUUUUUCAAAAAAUCUAAUUUUAAUUCUUCGAGUGCUCCAUCAAAUCUCCAAUACUAUUUUUGUCAUCAAAACAGAAAAUCCUUAUGAAAAAGAACUCCUUAGCCCAGAGGGGAAAGCUUAUGAUCUAGAAGAUCUACAGAGAGCAUAAAUAUACAUACAUACACCAAGUGAUUUUACAUUUAUACAAAUUUAUUAGUUAGGUAGUUAUAAAGUAAACCAGUGGUUCUAAAACUUCCCCUCUAUUCUUUUUGUCGUCGUCUAAGUGAAGAAAAACAAAAGAUACCAACAAAUUUAAGCUGCUUACCUUGAAAUACAAAAAAACAAAAACCAAACCCUUCAAAGAAUUGAAAAUUGAAACCUUAAACUAAUACACACAAACUAUUUUCUAAUGCUUAAGAUAUCGGUGUUUCAAAACGUAAUACAAAAAAAAAAAAAAUAAUAAUAAUAAAAUUAAAAACAACAAAGUGGAAUUUAAUGCAAAAAAAUAAAAUAAAUUUUUAGUAAAUUAAGAAAAUAUAUUGAAAUCGAGUAAACAAAUUUGAAAAAAUUGCUAGAACAGUGCACAAAAUUUGAAUUGAAAAAAGUCCUUUAAAAAGACUUCCCUUAUUAGAAAGAUUUUUAUCUAUAUACUAUAGACCUUCUAUAAAACCUGUAGGGAUUUUUUCAUGGAUGGGACAUUUCCAGGAUGGAAGACUGGAAGAGUCUCCUACAGGGUGAGAUAAAAAAACUGCAACAAAGUCAAACGCCAUACUUUUUACAUUUUUUUAAAUUUUAUUUAAUGAAAGCAAAAAAUGUCGGAAAUAGCAUCAAAUUUUCGAAUAUGUUUAGAUUUGUUCGAAUUGGUCAGCUUUGGUACGAAUUAUGGCCUUCAAACGGCCGGUGAAACCACACACGCUGCACAAAUGUUGCUCUGCGGUACUUUGGCCCAUUCCCGGCAGAGCUUGCUUGCUUGAGGUAAUCGACACUUUGGUAUUUUUUAGUGCCAACCUUGCUUUCCAAAAUACUCCAGACACAAUAGUCCAACGGAUUGGUAUCCGGAGAUUUUGGUGGCCACUGUGCGCUGGAAAUGAAGCGAGAAACCUCAUUUUGUAACCAUUCUUGAGUGGCGCGUGCUGAGUCCUGUUGGAAUGUCCAAGGUCUGCGGCCAAAAUGAGUGCCCAAGGCUUUAAUACACCCUCCAGAAUAUUUUUUCGAUAAUAUUCGGUAUUUAUUCUGAUGCCACGGUCAAUUAAUACAAGCAGAGAGCGACCAUCCGCUGUUAUGGCGGCCCAAACCAUCACCAUGGCUGGCGCUUGAGUUCUGGAUUUUGGUGGCCAUUGUGAAAUGAGCGAGGAACAUUACUUUGUAACCAUUCUUGGGUGGCGCAUGCUAAGUCCUGUUGGAAUAUCCAAGGUCUGCGGCCAAAAUGCGUGCCCAAGGCUUUAAUACACCCUCCAGAAUAUUUUUGCCAUAUUUAUUCUGAUGCCACAGUCAAUUAAUACAAGCAGAGAGCGACCAUCCGCUGUUAUGGCGGCCAUCACAAUGGCCGGCGCUUGAGUUCUGGUGGCCAACCGAAGCACAUUUUCCGUUUACAUUUUCCGCUGACCUCUUUGGCAAGUAAACACGAUAAUUUUGUUUGUUUACAAACGACUGGACAACGUAUGUUUUCUCAUCGAAGAAACCCGAACUCGGCAGUUCUCCGCUUUCGGCCAAGCGAAACAACUCUUUAGCUCUUUUGAGUCUAUUUUCUUUCUGUCGCGGUGUAAGUUCUUGCACUUUUUUGGAAUUUCAAUGGCUUUACACCGAGGUCUUUUUUCAAUAUUUGCCGAAUGGAAAAUUGCGAUACGUUCAGCUCACGAGCCAUUUUUCGGCCACUGCGAAGCGGGUUCGGAUCAAGUCGCUUCUUUAUUUUUCGAACAAUUUCUGCUGAUGUUGCUGUUUUCUUCCAUCCACUUCCUUGACGUCGGGCUACGCUACGGUGAAGAGCGAUGUUACGAGACACAAAAUAUUUAUUCACAUUUAAAUGCUGGAGUGCUCUAACGAUAGCCACUUGUGGUUUUCCAGCCAAACAUAAAGAAAUCACACUAUCCCGCUUGAAUUUCAUAACGAAUAAAUUUUUUCUAGAAAAUUCUCACCAAAAUGCUUUUGAACGCUUGUAAACAAUAUAAUGAGCUGUCACUGGAAUAAUUUUAACAGUUUUUUCGUCGUUGGUUGGUUGCCGUUUUUUCGUCUCACCCUGUAUAGAUUUUCUAUAAAGACCUGCAUGGAUUUUUUCAUAAAUUGGACAUUUCCCGAGCGUUCUUUGUAUAGAAGGCUUGAAGAGUCUCCUAUAGAUAGAAUAUUUUUAGGAAGUGAAUUUAGCAAAGAUGGGAUCGUUCGAAAUUUUUUGAUCGAUAAAAAAUUUUGUGCAUUUUCAAAACAUUGCAAAAAUUAAAUAAAAAUUCAAUUUCGAUAACGAAAUCAAUUUAGUCAUGAAAAUUUACAACAAUUUUUCUUUUUUACAAGGAAAUCGAAAAACAAAACACACAAAAUAAAAUUUAUAAAAAAAAACUAAAAAUACAAAUUUAUUUUAUUAUUUUCAACUGUGAUAUUAAAUGAAAUGAUAAAAAUCAAAAUAUGUUUAAAAACAAAACAAAAACUAUAUAAAAACAACAAUAAAAAAAAAUCAAUAACAAUAAUAUAAAAAAUAUACCAAAAUUUAAAAACAAAAAGCAAAAAUUCCCCUCUCUAAUUUAAGUGUAGGAAUUGAAUUCUUUGAAAGCAAAAAAAUAAAAAUCAUAGAAAAACGAUGCCGAAAGGAAACAACACAGCAUAUUAGGGUAGAACGUAAAGCUUUUUUGACACAAAACAAAAACAAAAAAAUGGAAAUGCCUUCAAGUUUGUAAAACAUAUGUUCUAUAAUUGAAAUUAAUUAUAUACAAAAAAAAAAGAAAA